This is a messenger RNA of Mercurialis annua (annual mercury), 953 nucleotides long. RefSeq names its product protein FAR1-RELATED SEQUENCE 5-like. NCBI's taxonomy places the organism in Eukaryota, Viridiplantae, Streptophyta, Magnoliopsida, Malpighiales, Euphorbiaceae. The record is from RefSeq and is a predicted model, not a curated record. Bases 129 to 953 code for a protein of 274 amino acids. The transcript is spliced from 2 exons.
CCUUUUGCUUACCACCGCACAGGCAAAAGACAUUUUCUGCCCUUUUAGAAAAAUUUCCAAAAAAAAAAACCAAGAUUCUCUCAACUUAUUCGAACACAUUCGGAAAAAUAUGUAAAAAGCCGAGUAAAAUGACGGAUAACGAGUAUAAUUCGUCGGGAAACGAGUAUCGACAUUCGGAAACAAGUUUUUCCGGCUUUUCUGGGGUUGAUUUAGAAGAUUAUGGCGGUGAUGGAAUUGAUUACAGCGAUUGGUUUAAGCUAGAUCAUGGGUUUGAUAGUGAUGUUGAAGCAAUUACUUGGGCUAAGAGUACUGCUAUAAAGAUUGGAUUUGAAUUAGUCAUUUCGUCACAUAAGAACGAGGGGAAAAAGAAGCUUCUACGAUGUGCUCGGGGUGAGCGUUACAGAGGUUCAUUCACAGAUUCUGAUUCCUUCGUACGGAAAAAUACGAAGACAAAAGCGUGUAAGUGCAAAUUUAAAAUUAUUGUCAAAUUAGGAAAGACUGCAUGGUUUAUACUUACAGAUCCUGGUAUUUCGAGUACACACAACCAUGCUCUAGCUGUGUAUCCUGAAGGAUACCGUCAGAUGAGUGGGCUGAGUGGCGAGGCGAAAGAAAUUGUGCGAGAUAUAACUGCGGCACAAGCGAAGCCGUGUUCUAUCAUGGCAGCUUUAAAAGAAAAAGUACCAUCUGACAACCCUAGAAUAAAGCAAGUGUACAACUAUAGAGAGACUUUGAGAAAGUCUAGCUUUGAGGGUAGAGAUGUGGUUGGGCAAUUUUAUCACAUGGCUCAGCAAAAUGAUUAUGUACACUGGACUCUUGCUGAGGAGGAUACAGGUGUGUUGACCCAUAUUUUCAUGGCUCAUCCUGAUUCAGUGAGACUACUUCGUACGUACUACUGGAUCAUCGGCAUGGACUCCACGUACAAGACGAACAAGUACAAGCUGCCUUUUUUUUAG